CAGUGCAGUCGAUGACCGUACUCGAACGUCUCUCCCUGCAAUAAGUUGUGCACCGGGGUCAGGUUCCCCGUCUUCCUCUCUGCUGUCAGAUCUCUCAUCGCUUUCCCAUGGCGGUGGCCUCCUCCUUGCCGCCGUCAUCACUUGCGCUCUCGCUAGUUUCUGUCGUCGUCCUCCUUUCGACUGCGGAUCUCGCUUUCUCUUUGAUUCCACCGUCAAGCUCGCCCUCUCCCUCGCCGGUUCCAGGAGGUCCGCUCCGAUCGUCUCCCGCACCCUCGCCGGACUCCCCUCCCUCGCCAUCGCCAUCGCCGUCGCCCGAGAACCUUCUCUCUCCACUGGUGCCGGCGCUGCCGCCGGAGGUGCCUUCGCCCGCUCCGACCCCAUCCGCGACGCCGUCGCCAGCACCGGUGCCGAGCCACGAGGAGAUCCAGUCCGGGGAGGUCGCCGACCAAGCGGGCCGUGACGGAGAAGGGGGAGGGAUGAGCGGGGAGAAGAAGGCGGGGAUCGCAGUGGGGGUGGUACUGGGGGUGGCGGUGCUCGCGGGCGGUGCUGUGCUGUACAAGAAGCGGCAGGACAACAUCCGGCGGUCCAGGUGAAUAAAAAGGGAUGGAGUUAAGAGGAGCCACUGUAACUGUUUCACAUUACCUCCUGAUGUGAAUGAUGAAGUCUUGGCAUGGCCAUGUUUGGUGGGUUCUAUUUAUAUGAUUCAUAUCCAUCAAUAGGUGAUAACUGGUUGUCUCCAUUAUGAAUAGGUAGCUUCAUUUUACGUCAUUCAAAAUCAAAUUUAGUUGGGUGUCAGUUGCAUUAACCACACCCAUACCAAAAACUAUGCUACAAAUCAGAUCCAUUAAUAGCAGCAUUCUACAACUUGAAAGCAAAUGGGUCAAAGAAGAACAAGUUUUGUGCAUCCCUUUCACAUUAUGUCUAUGUAGUUUCUUAUUAACAUUUUAUAUGUUAGGUGUCCAUAUGAUUUAACUUCAAUACUGAAGAACUUAUGUUGUACAUAAGUAAGUCUUUAGAAAUCCAUAAUAUAGAGCCACAGUAUCUUUUCUUCAAAAGGUAUCCUCAAAACUUGUGUUCUGAUCAACUUAGAAACAAUAAUAUAAUACUAGGGACAUUUUAUCUAUUAAGCAAUCUCAUCAUUUUCGACCUCCCAGCAACAUCUCAAAAAAAAAAAAAAAAAGUAACUUUCAUAAUAAAUUUUGCAUGUAAUAGAUAAUUAUGUAUGCAUAUUAUUAUAAUUCAUGAUGUUUUCUUAAGUAUAAAUUUUUUACAUAUUGAAGAUGUGUUGAUAAAUUUUCAACAUGUUUCUAAUGGUUAAAGCACAAUAUCCGCUUUUUGGGCAUAUUAUACAGUCCUUGAAUAAAAAGAGAAAUGAAAAAAAUAUGUAUCAUCAAAGCAAAACUGUUUAAUCCUCAAGUAUCCCUUG
This is a messenger RNA of Musa acuminata AAA Group (dessert banana), 1426 nucleotides long. Its product is annotated as vegetative cell wall protein gp1. The transcript is spliced from 2 exons. The coding region runs from base 108 to 593 and encodes 161 amino acids. The record is from RefSeq and is a predicted model, not a curated record. Lineage: Eukaryota; Viridiplantae; Streptophyta; Magnoliopsida; Zingiberales; Musaceae.